Molecule: messenger RNA, 1446 nt
Organism: Cylindrotheca closterium
Lineage: Eukaryota; Bacillariophyta; Bacillariophyceae; Bacillariales; Bacillariaceae
Source: the annotation of a GenBank genome assembly
AUGUCCACUGGAGAUUACAAAGUUGCUGAUAUUUCCCUCGCCGACUACGGUCGCAAGGAUAUUCAACUCGCCGAGGUCGAGAUGCCUGGACUUAUGGCUUGCCGUACUGAAUACGGAACCGCAAAGCCAUUGAAGGGUGCCCGUAUCUCCGGAUCUCUUCACAUGACCAUUCAGACUGCCGUCCUUAUCGAGACUCUUCAAGAGCUUGGUGGAGACAUCCGUUGGUGCUCGUGCAACAUCUUCUCCACUCAAGAUCACGCCGCUGCCGCCAUUGCCCGUGACGAAUCUGCCGCUGUUUUCGCAUGGAAGGGAGAAUCCCUUGAAGAAUACUGGGAGUGCACCUUGAAUGCCCUCACCUGGCAAGAGGAUGAUGGUAAGGGUCACGGACCCGACCUUAUCGUCGAUGACGGUGGUGAUAUGACCCUCCUCAUCCACGAGGGUAAGAAGGCCGAAGACCUUUUCCUCAAGGACAAGACCCUUCCCGACCCAACCUCCACUGACAAUGCCGAAUUCAAGAUUGUCCUCACCAUCAUCAAGCGCCUUUUGGAAGCUGGUGAGACCGACAAGUGGAACAAGAUCGCCACCAGAUGCUUCGGUGUCUCCGAAGAGACCACCACUGGUGUCCACCGUUUGUACUCCAUGGAGAAGACCGGAUCUCUUCUUUUCACUGCCUUCAACGUCAACGACUCUGUCACCAAGUCCAAGUUCGAUAACUUGUACGGAUGCAAGCACUCGCUUCCCGAUGGUAUCAUGCGUGCCACUGAUGUCAUGCUUGCCGGAAAGAAGGCCGUCAUCUGCGGAUACGGAGAUGUCGGUAAGGGUUGCGCCCAUGCCAUGCGUGCCAACGGAUGCGUCGUUUACGUUACCGAAAUCGACCCCAUCUGCGCCCUUCAAGCCUGCAUGGAAGGUUACACUGUCUGCACUUUGGAAGACGUUCUUGAGACUGGAGAUAUUUUCAUCACCACUACCGGAAACAAGGGUAUCCUCAUGACCGAUCACAUGUCCAAGAUGAAGAACAACGCCAUUGUCGGAAACAUUGGUCAUUUUGAUAACGAAAUCGAUAUGGAUGGACUCAUGGCCGCCACCAAGCGCAUGAACAUCAAGCCCCAAGUCGACAAGUUCACCUUCCCAUCUGGAGCCGGUGUCAUUGUUCUUGCUGAGGGACGUCUUCUGAACUUGGGAUGUGCCACUGGUCACCCAUCUUUUGUCAUGUCUUGUUCUUUCACGAACCAAGUCCUUGCCCAGUUGGAGAUCUACAACGAGAGAAACUCUGGCAAGUACGAAUCCGGAAAGGUCUAUGUCCUUCCCAAGAUUCUUGACGAGAAGGUUGCCAAACUUCAUCUUGGUUCUCUUGGAGCCAAGCUCACCAUCCUGUCCAAGGAGCAAUCCGAAUACGUCGGUAUCCCCGUCGAUGGUCCUUUCAAGCCCGACACUUACCGUUAUUAG